CAUGCCUCCGAUGUUCCGCCUCCACCUAGUCGCUUUCUGUAUCUUCCUAAUGGUGAAUACUACAUCUGGCGGGCCUCGUGGUCUAGACGAUAUCGGCAAAGGUGUUAGAGUGGACGCCCAUGUUUUGUACACAUCAAAAAUCCAUGUAAAAGCAGAAAACAUAAACGAUAACCGUUUAAUUGUUCAAAGUAAAAAUGACACCAUUUUCGACUACUUCAAAGACCUGUUUGAAUUGGUCCAGAUGUAUUUUCACUACUACAAGGUAAUGAUCAAUUUUACAGUUACAAGUGUCAGAGAGAAAAAUGACCUGGUCGUAAACUUUGGUACUGAUAACAAUACAAUUGAUGGCCCUGCCACACUGGAAAAUAUUACAAAAUACGCGGAGAAUGCCACAGUUAAACCCUCAAACAACUCUAUUUACUACCUCUUUACUUGGCAAGUACACACUUGGUCAUAG
Molecule: messenger RNA, 457 nt
Organism: Dermacentor silvarum
Lineage: Eukaryota; Metazoa; Arthropoda; Arachnida; Ixodida; Ixodidae
Exons: 4
Coding region: 2-457 (151 amino acids)
Source: RefSeq, a predicted model, not a curated record